AUGACGACUCCAACUGAAACUGAGAAACUUCAGGAGCAAAAGCGUAAAGAGGCGGAAGUCGCAGCGAAAGCACCGUCGUCGUCUUCUGGAGCUCCCCCAGAAGCAGAUAAAAAGAAACCUCCAAAAGCUAAUGAGCCGAAUAUGGCUGCUAGAGAUGCCAACGACAAUGAGACUAUCAAUGAUGCGAAAUCGGAUUGGGGAGAGCUUCCAGCUUAA
Caenorhabditis briggsae is the source of this 216-nucleotide messenger RNA. The record is from RefSeq and is a predicted model, not a curated record. The transcript is spliced from 2 exons. NCBI's taxonomy places the organism in Eukaryota, Metazoa, Nematoda, Chromadorea, Rhabditida, Rhabditidae. The coding region runs from base 1 to 216 and encodes 71 amino acids.